UCACGUCAUUUGUUUCUGUCGGGGAGUUAUCUUGCCGCGAUGUUUCAUCUUUGAUGGUCGACAAUGAGGAGUAACGUUAGUCAGCUUCAACAACACCGUAAAUAAUCUGCGUGUUUUUCACUUCGCACCGCCGGUUUCAACUCUCGGAGCGGCUCGACCCGGUUCUGUUAACCCCGGAGAAGCAGCGCGACAGUUUACAGCAGUUUAUCCACCGAGAAGUUAUCCCGGGUUAAAUUAGCCAGCUUCGUGGCACGAAAUAGGUCACACCAGCUUCUUGUUGACAGCGGAGUCUGGUGUCUCUCGUCUCCCUCCGCCUCAUCCAAGCGGGUCCGCAGACUUUAACGGUUACACGGACGAUGGUUUUACUGAAAAACCUCCGUCCUCCCACCGAGGGAGUGCGACAUGAGCAAGCCGAGACCACGGCGGUGAUGGACGGCCAGAAGGUGGGCUGCGGCACGCUGUACGUCGCGGAAACGCGCCUGUCGUGGUUCGAUGGCUCGGGGAUGGGUUUCUCUCUGGAGUAUCCCACCAUCGGCCUGCACGCCAUCUCCAGAGACGUCAGUGCUUACCCGCAGGAACACCUCUACGUCAUGGUCAACGGCAAACUGGGGGGUGAGAAUGAGGCAGAAAUGGAAGAGAAAGGAGCUGAUGAUGAAGACGAUGCCAGCAGUAACAGCAGCAGUGGUGAUGAUGAUGAAGAAGGAGCGAUCACAGAGAUUCGAUUUGUGCCCAGCGACAAGGCGGCAUUGGAGACCAUGUUCUCAGCGAUGUGUGAGUGCCAGGCGCUGCACCCCGACCCAGAGGACGAUGACUCAGACAACGACUUCGAAGGAGAAGAGUACGACGUGGAGGAGGCCGGUGAGGGCGGACACACACACACACACACACACACAAUUUCCCAGUGUGUACAAUAAAGUUCUGGUAUCAAG
Morone saxatilis (striped sea-bass) is the source of this 929-nucleotide messenger RNA. RefSeq names its product chloride channel, nucleotide-sensitive, 1A (gene clns1a). The record is from RefSeq and is a predicted model, not a curated record. Gene Ontology annotation, cellular component: methylosome; plasma membrane; pICln-Sm protein complex. Bases 357 to 914 code for a protein of 185 amino acids. Lineage: Eukaryota; Metazoa; Chordata; Actinopteri; Moronidae. Gene Ontology annotation, biological process: chloride transport; spliceosomal snRNP assembly; cell volume homeostasis. The transcript has 4 exons.